Messenger RNA from Puntigrus tetrazona (Sumatra barb), 1380 nucleotides. RefSeq lists its product as uncharacterized. Bases 256 to 1068 code for a protein of 270 amino acids. Lineage: Eukaryota; Metazoa; Chordata; Actinopteri; Cypriniformes; Cyprinidae. The transcript is spliced from 8 exons. The record is from RefSeq and is a predicted model, not a curated record.
GAGGAGGAGCCUAAUUCACAGCUUAUUGUAUAUAAACUCAGUUUGACAGUAAAGAGCAAGACAUCUCAGGAAGACACAGCCUGAAGAGCAAAAGAACAGACAGCUCCAACCGAGACCAGGUGCUAUAGCAAAUCAACAUCUUUCUGACUCAGUUUGCACAGCUGAGCUUGAGCCCUUGAGAAGUGAAGAAAGCAAGAGACGGCGUUCUUAGCACAUCUCCACCAGACAAGCGGAGCUUUCACUGCAUUUUUAGACAUGAAGAGAGACGCAGCUGAGAUUCAGGCCUUGUACGAGGAGCAGGGGUACAUGUCGGCCAUUCCCAUCCUGAGCCCAGAAGAACUGCAGCAGGCCCGGGACGCCUUCGCUGAGCUGGAGAGAAAACAUGGAGAAGAUUACACCGCUUACAGCCUUCAUAACAUCCACAAGGAUUGUAACUGGGUGAUGGAUCUCGCUAAGCACCCAAAGCUUCUAGAGGCGAUCACAGCGGUUCUGGGCCCGGACGUCAUCCUGCUGGACUCCAGAUUCAUUUGCAAAUAUCCAGUGCAUAAAAUGCAAGAAAGCAGCGGUGUCAUCCAAUCGAACAACACCUGUGAGAAGACCGACGGGAUGCCAUUUGUGGCCUGGCACCAGGAUAUGAAGUACUGGGGUUUUGAUGGAGGUCCAGUUCUGUCUGUCUGGCUCGCUCUGGAUGACUCUCUUGAGGACAACGGAGCACUGCAGGUUAUUCCAGGAAGCCACCACUCUGGUCUUCUGCCUCAUUAUCAGUCCAAACGAGCUGGCAACAUGCUGAGCGUCAAUCAGGAGAUCCCAGAGGAGCUAGUGGAGACCGAGAAGGCCAUCUUAUGCCCUCUUCAAGCUGGUCAGAUGUCUAUCCAUGAUGGACUUCUGGUUCAUGCCAGUGAUCCUAACAUAUCUAAUAGAAGGCGCUGUGGCUAUGUGAUCCGAUAUGUCCCUACAUGCACUUAUCCAAUCCAGGACCCUGAGCGUCCCAGGACUUUUCCUGCCACGGUGCUGGUCAGCGGUGUUGACAAAUACAACCAUUUCUCCAACAAAACCUCCAAACUGUGACCGGCCUAUACUGACCUCUUUAUUUAAAACAUGGGUGCUUUGGCUUUACAAACUAAUUAAACUCAAACAAUCUGUGAAUGUCAAAUGAAAGUGCUUUGAGCUUUUCUACAGUUUUUUCUUAUUAGUUAAGUGCUUGAUACAAUUUGAAAGUUUAUAUUUAUAUUUAUGUGUUUUAAUUUACAGUUUGGGUAUGUAUCUUUAAGGCUUUUCAGGAAAUUAUGUGUUUUAGCAUUCUGAAAUGUAUGUGUCCUUUGACUGUCACUUUCUCAAUAUAGAACUGAUCUGAAAUAUUUAAUAAACUGUUUAAAAUCA